Messenger RNA from Nakaseomyces glabratus, 1500 nucleotides. It is a transcript of the gene ICE2, whose product is annotated as Ice2p. The record is from RefSeq and is a predicted model, not a curated record. Gene Ontology annotation, cellular component: endoplasmic reticulum membrane; perinuclear endoplasmic reticulum; cortical endoplasmic reticulum. Gene Ontology annotation, biological process: endoplasmic reticulum inheritance. Lineage: Eukaryota; Fungi; Ascomycota; Saccharomycetes; Saccharomycetales; Saccharomycetaceae.
AUGGGGUUGAUAACAGAAGGUGUACAGAGGAGCAUACGGAUAAGUUCCGCCGCGUUAUAUCUGGUGCUGACGCUGGUAUCGAUACCGAUAUCGUUUAAGAUUGGUGGGCUGCAGUGUGGGCUCUCCUUCACAGUUACGCUGUUCAAUCUAUACCUUAUAUCGACUACGCUGUCGGUGCUGGCAAGGCGAAGCUGUAACAGAGGAUACGUGUUCGCCACAAGCAUAUUAUAUUACUCACAGCACUUGGUUAUUGCACCAUUGCUGUUUCUGUUUCUUUCCGGGUUCUCCAACGAAGAGUUCAACAGGUUUCUGUCGCCCGUGGGCUCUUAUCAGGAGCUUGACCCAGAUGGAUCGUUCCUAGACCUGCUCAAGCACAGGAUACUGAUGGCCACCACCGCGGAAAAUAGCAAGAACUGGACGCUGUACUACUACUACUUCAAGUUCAUCGUACAGCCUUGGCAAUGGCUGCUGUCGUACUCAACACCGUUCUUCACUCUGCUGGAGGGCUUCUUCACUAUCCUGGCUAUCCAGGCCAUCGGCGAGACGAACAAAUGGCUCUCCUACGAAAUGAACUCUAACACUUGGAUUAUCACGUCUCUGCUGGUCUCAGGUGGGGUCAUUACAGGGUCCCUGUACUACCUGUACAGGAUAUACGUGACUCCCAUCUGGAAACUAACUAUCCAGUCGGCAUCCCUGUUGGGUUUCGUGUUAUCGAUCGUAUUCUGUCUGGGCUUGUACGGGAUAAUAAGCAGAAAGGGUUCAGUGAUAGAAAGCUCCUUGUUCUUUGCCUAUAUCGUACGUUGCAUCUACGAGAUAUCUCCUAAAUUAGCCACCAGAGCCACCGAGGAAAUACUGGACCUGGUAAAGGACGUCUGGCAAACCCACCAAAGAAACCUGUUGAACAGAGAUAACUUGCUAGCAUACUACCAUAAUGUGGUCCUGAAGAACGCUGAGAUGGUAUGGGAAUCCUUCAUCCUUCCACGUUCCAGGUCCCUAAACGCCAUGGAGAAGAUAAGAUUUUGGUUAGAUGUCACCCCAGUAUGGAAAUUCUUUAAGAAUUUCACAGUGAGUGUGCCAUCGUCAAUUGUCGAGCUGGUGUCGGUAACAUACAAGAUGGCUUCAGAAUCUUUGUCCCCUGCUGUUAUCGUUAAUCUAUGCUUUAGAAUUCUAAUUUUCUACUCCGCUACAAGAAUUAUUCCAGCAUUACAAAGAAGCUCAUAUAAGGAGCAGAGGCAAAGUCGUCGCAUCUUGAAAUUACUUUACUGGUAUAGUCCCUGCGUUUUGAUUGCAAUGUACACACACUUGAUUCUACAAUACUCUGGAGAACUAAAAAGAGAACUAUGUCUAUGGGGCUGUACUUCUAACUGGUUUGGUUCAAAGGAUCAGCCAAGGAUCGUUACGGAUUCAUGGAGUUUCUGGAACUGGUGUAACAUUUUUUGGACUGUUUUAGUGUAUGCUAAUGAGCUGAUUGGCACUCAAGCACCAAAUGAACUGACAUAA